Messenger RNA from Orycteropus afer afer, 2766 nucleotides. It is a transcript of the gene LVRN, whose product is annotated as laeverin. Gene Ontology annotation, molecular function: peptide binding; metalloaminopeptidase activity; zinc ion binding. Gene Ontology annotation, cellular component: cytoplasm. NCBI's taxonomy places the organism in Eukaryota, Metazoa, Chordata, Mammalia, Tubulidentata, Orycteropodidae. Gene Ontology annotation, biological process: proteolysis; peptide catabolic process. The transcript is spliced from 18 exons. The record is from RefSeq and is a predicted model, not a curated record. The coding region runs from base 1 to 2766 and encodes 921 amino acids.
AUGGGGCCCUCUACCAGUUCUGGCUUCUAUGUGAGCCGCGCAGUAGCCGCGCUGCUGGCGGGGCUGGCCGCAGCACUUCUGCUGGUGCUGGCGGUGUUCGUCGCCCUAUACGGCCACUGCAAGCGCGUUCCGCCGUCUGAGCUAUGUGGUGGCGGGGUCGCUUGCGCCGCACCCUCUCCGCCUGACCAGCAGGAGGAGACGCAGUCGACCUCGCAGCCCGGCCCUGCGCGCGUACCGGCGGUGGCAUCCACUCCACGCAGUUGGCGACCCCCCGGGCCCUGGGACCAGUUGCGCUUGCCGUCCUGGCUUGUGCCGCUGCACUACGAGCUGGAGUUGUGGCCUCGGCUGCGACCGGACGACCUCUCCGCGCGGUCGCUGAGAUUCACCGGGCGCGUGAACAUCACCGUGCGCUGCGCGGUGUCCACAACGCGGCUGAUGCUGCACAGUCUCUUCUUGGACUGCGAGCGCGCAGAGGUGCGGGGUCCUCUGUCCCCGGCCACUGGGGACGCCACCUUUGGCCGCGUGGCUGUGGACGAGGUGUGGUUUGCUCUAGACACAGAAUACAUGGUGAUGGAGCUCAGUGAGGCCCUGCAGCCCGGGAACCGCUACGAGGUUCAGCUCAGCUUCUCGGGCCAGGUGUACCAGGACACCAGGGAAGGGCUCUUCCUCAACGUCUAUACCGACCAGGGCGAGCGCAGAGCCCUGUUAGCAUCUCAGAUGGAGCCCACAUUCGCAAGGAAUGUUUUCCCUUGUUUUGAUGAGCCAGCUCUGAAGGCAACUUUUAAUAUUACAAUAAUUCAUCAUCCAAGUUAUGUGGCCCUUUCCAACAUGCCAAAACUAGGUCAGUCUGAAAAAGAAGAUGUGAAUGGAAGCAAAUGGACUGUUGCUACCUUUUAUACAACACCCCAAAUGCCAACUUAUUUAGCUGCAUUUGCUAUAUGUGACUUUGACCAUGUCAGCAGAACUGAAAGGGGCAAGGAGAUACGCAUCUGGGCCCGAAAAGACGCCAUUGCAAGUGGGAAUGCAGACUUUGCUUUGAACAUUACAGGUCCAAUCUUCUCUUUUCUGGAAGAUUUAUUUAAUAUUAGUUACCCUCUUCCAAAAACAGAUAUAAUUGCCUUGCCUAUUUUUGACAACCGGGCUAUGGAAAAUUGGGGAUUAUUGAUGUUCGAUGAGUCAUUACUGUUGCUGCAACCGAAUGAUCAACUGACAGAAAAGAAGACCGUUAUCUCAUACAUUGUCUCCCAUGAGAUUGGACAUCAGUGGUUUGGAAACUUGGUUACCAUGAAUUGGUGGAACAAUAUCUGGCUCAAUGAGGGUUUUGCAUCUUAUUUUGAAUUUGGAGUAAUUAACUACUUCAAUCCUAAACUCCCUAAAAAUGAGGUAUUUUUUUCUAACAUUUUACAUGGUGUCCUCAGAGAAGAUCAUGCCCUGGUGUCUAGAGCUGUAUCCAUGAAGGUGGAAAAUUUCACAGAAACAAGUCAAAUAAAUGAACUCUUUGACUUAUUUACUUACAACAAGGGAGCAUCCAUGGCACGGAUGCUUUCCAGUUUCCUGAAUGAGAAUGUGUUUAUUGGUGCACUCAAGUCAUAUCUGGAGACCUUUUCUUACUCAAAUGCUGAGCAAGAUGAUCUUUGGAGGCAUUUUCAAAUGGCCAUAGAUGACCAGAGUAAAAUUCUUUUGCCUGCAACAGUAAAAAGUAUAAUGGAUAGUUGGACACACAAGAGUGGCUUUCCAGUUAUCACUUUAAAUGUAUCCACUGGCAUCAUGAAACAGGAGCCAUUUUAUCUUGGAAAGGUUAAAAAUCAGACUCUUCUAACCUACAAUGACACAUGGAUUGUCCCUAUUCUUUGGAUAAAAAAUGGAACUACACAAUCUUUAGUCUGGCUAGAUAAAAGCAGCAAAGUAUUCCCUGAAAUGCAAGUUUCAGAUUCUGACCAUGAUUGGGUGAUUUUAAAUUUAAAUAUGACUGGGUAUUAUAGAGUUAAUUAUGAUAAGUUAGGUUGGAAGAAACUGAAUGAAGAGCUUGAAAAAGAUCCUAAGGCUAUUCCUGUUAUUCACAGACUGCAGCUGAUAGAUGAUGCCUUUUCCUUGUCCAAAAACAAUUAUAUGGAUAUUGAAACAGCACUUGAUUUAACCAAGUACCUUGCUAAAGAAGAUGAAAUCAUAGUAUGGCAUGCAGUCUUGGCAAACCUGAUAACCAGGGAUCUUGUUUCUGAUGUGAACAGCUAUGAUUUAUACCCAUUACUAAAGAAAUAUCUGCUACAGAGGCUUAAUUCAAUAUGGAAUAUUUAUUCAGCCAUCAUUCGUGAAAACAUAGCAGCAUUGCAAGAUGACUAUUUAGCUCUAAUAUCAUUGGAAAAACUUUUUGGAACUGCGUGUUGGUUGGGCUUUGAAGACUGUCUACAGCUGUCAAGAGAACUCUUCAGAAAAUGGAUGAACUAUCCAGAGAAUGAAAUACCUUAUCCAAUUAAAAAUGUGAUCUUAUGUCAUGGUAUUGCCUUGGGAAAUGAUAAAGAAUGGGACUUUUUAUUAAAUAUCUACACUAACAAAACAAAGGAAGAAGAAAGGAUUCAACUGGCUUAUGCUAUGAGCUGCAGUAAAGACCCAUGGAUACUUAAUAGAUAUAUGGAAUAUGCCAUCACUACAUCUCCAUUCAAUUUUAAUGAAACAAAUAUAAUCGAAGCUGUGGCAGCAUCUGAAGUUGGUCGAUAUAUCGCAAAGGAGUUUUUAGUCAACAACUGGCAAGCUGUGAGUGAAAGGUAA